AAAAAGCAUCAGUUCUCAAAGGAAAUCCAACCAUGACAUCCCCAGUGAUGACUCUGCUGCUCGUCGGGAUCUGCUGCCUGUCGUUCGUCCAAGUGGCCAGGUCGGAAUGCUGCUCCUCCCGGCAGGAGGUGUCUUACAAGAUGGACAGAGGCGACUGCCAGGACGUGGGCGGCCAUGGAGACUAUCCGCUCAAGUGCGAAGUGACGAUCUGCGCCGAUGGAGUCGCCCAGGUGGGCACAUACUGCGGCCAGGGAUCGUGCAACAUCUUCGGCUGCAACUGCGAUGGUGGCUGCUUAAAUGGCGAAUGGUCCGAGGACUUUGUGCGGAAGAACCAGAAAUACGGAAUUGAAAUCAUUUCAGUCAAGUGGAUUCCAUGGUAGUUACUUGUUUGGCCAUAAAUGCACAUUUGCAACCAAUAAAAAAAAGCAUUAAUUGCAUCCAGGAAUUAGUAA
This is a messenger RNA of Drosophila santomea, 452 nucleotides long. RefSeq names its product protein Diedel. The record is from RefSeq and is a predicted model, not a curated record. Bases 33 to 380 code for a protein of 115 amino acids. The transcript has a single exon. NCBI's taxonomy places the organism in Eukaryota, Metazoa, Arthropoda, Insecta, Diptera, Drosophilidae.